Messenger RNA from Sphaerulina musiva SO2202, 3386 nucleotides. RefSeq lists its product as uncharacterized. The transcript has a single exon. Gene Ontology annotation, cellular component: cytoplasm. Gene Ontology annotation, biological process: protein import into nucleus. The coding region runs from base 45 to 1328 and encodes 427 amino acids. The record is from RefSeq and is a predicted model, not a curated record. Lineage: Eukaryota; Fungi; Ascomycota; Dothideomycetes; Mycosphaerellales; Mycosphaerellaceae.
UUCGACAUCCCAUCACAUCGCACCUUGCACCGAUCGCCGCCACCAUGUCGACAGGACCGCAGUUCAUCGCUAUCAAGCGCAAACGGGGCGAUGAAGCGCCCGCGGCCUUGGUCGUGGAGCGACAGGGAAAGAGGAGAGUCACUCACGCGGGAUUCCACUAUGUGUUGAAGGGCAAUGGCGAGCAUAUCACUCCCACGGCCACGAAAACGGAAGAGUCGGCGCUUCAGGUGCCCACCCUGUUCAGUGCCGAAGACGUCGAAAAGCGGGUGGGAGACAAUGGCAGCGGACAUCAGCGUGGAAAGCUGUCUCGCAAUAUCUCAGGCAAUCGGGUCAGCCAGGGCUCUUUGCCAAAGGAGCGACGCACGUUCCAUCUCAAGCGCGCUGGCACGCCUGAGCCUCGAGUAGGAAAACGCAAAGGGAAAGCAGUCAAAGAACGCGGUAUCGCCACUUUUUCGGAGAAAAGAGUCAAACGUGAUAUCAAUAGCAGGGAAUCGAAAGCUAUCGCCGAAGGAGCUGGCCGGAGACGGGCUGCUAGUGUUCUGUCAACACCUGAAUCGCCAGCAGAGCUUCGGGACCGGCCUUUCAAACGACCUGGCAGAGGCGCGGCCAUCAAGGUCAACGGUGGCGCAUCUUCCUCAUCUGAGCCCAUACAUCAGAAUGCCCACGCGAACACGCAGGCACUCGCUAGCUCGCUACACCAGCUUGCUGUAGAAGAGGCGAGUAGAGCAGGUUCUGGAGGUACACCGAGCCAGACGCCGGCUAAACCAAGAGUAACGGCAAUACCAAAGUUGUCCGGACAGCGUAGUCGGGCCAUACACCAGGAGCGUGUGUCACAAUCAUCACCUCUGUCCAGCUCGCCGCAAAACGAUGACACUAGCAUGGAGGAAGAUGGUGACUACGUGUAUGAUACUUACGUCCUCGCCACAACCUCUGGUGCUGCGCAGAUCGAUUCUCAGGAUGAUCUCGGCAACGUUGGUUAUCUCAUCAUCACCGAAGAAGACCAAGCCCAUUGGGAGACCUACAUGGACGAUGAACUGAGCGAGGAAGAACCAAGUGACGAGGACGACGAGAAUGCCGAAGAUUGGUAUGGCGCUGACUACCCCGACGACGAGGUCGCAUCAGAUGACGAAUUCGAUCGUAAUGCAUAUGGCUACCGUGCUGGAGGCUCAGAUGAUGAAGAGUACGACGAACAUACAUUCAGCGAAGAUGAGUACGAGCGACAGAUGAACCCCUGGCUGAAGAAACCGCCGCAGCAGUAUGCCAAGUAUUUUAAUGGCGCAGGCGAUCAGCAUGAGAAGGAAGAUGAAAAUGAAGAUGAGAGCAGUUGAGAGAACAGCUUGUGGAGUCUUGUUGGGACAGGAGCCAACUGCAACGAGGCGCCCAAGUAGAAGUAGCAGCAAGCAUCGGCCUACUGGCAAGAAUCGGUCCAAUUGGUUGUCGCCAAGCAGUCAUACUCCUGGUUCAGCGGCAGUUGACUUUCGGCAAUUAGGUUCUGUUGGAGCGGUCAGGCCGCUCUGCACAGCAUACCAGGAUCGUGCUGUGAUGAUGAUCGCGGCGCUUUGCAAGUGCGUGUAGAUCGCGAAGUCUCACUUGCAAAGCGCCGCACCUGAAGCAUCGAGCACAUGGUGAGUGGCCCUCCACGAAGGAUACCACUCGCUAGAGAGAAAAGAUGAACGACAUUCCACACUCCUCCUAUCCAUGCAGUGGUAUUUACUGUUGUUGUUGUGGUCGUGACAGUCAUCAAUAGGGUAUACCAUACAUCUCUCAACGCCUCACGGUCAUUGUGGCUCGCUAAUAUUCGUUUCGAUUUAUCGUCCCAUCGUUCCUGGUCCUCCUCCACUCUACUUCACCACCAAUACAAAGCACCUCAUCCACAUUCAACCUUCACGACCGACAAAGCUCCGGGUCGUGUGGCAAAACUACCCGGCGUUCUCCCAUACAAAUUCACCAACAUAGAACCCAUUUCAAGGGCCCUUCGAAUUGCCCACCAGGUGUACAGGUCCAACGCACCCGCUGGACCCUGCCUGGACCCCUCCCCCCUCUCCUCCUCCUUGACACUAACCACAACCUCAAGCUAACCAUAAACCACGCUCCCACCACUCUCAUUAGCGAGGCGUAGAAACUUUGAAAUUAUCCGGACUUUGGAACCGCCUGGUCAUGGGGCGUUCUGAUACAUGCUGCGGUGGAAAAAGAUAGACGGGACCCAGGUGACCCGACGCUUGAUCGUGCGCGACGGUGUUGCGACACACGUAACUCUGGCUUCAUCGACAUGGACUCGGCCCAGAUUCCGUGGCCAGGUCAGAUCAAGUCCGGGUCCAGGUAAAAGCAAAACAGGGGGCGGACGGUCACUGACACCACUUUGUUGACGAGCGACGAAGCGCUGGUUGUUGCUAGGCCUCGUCAUUCCAGUCGUUUGAAACGGGGACAGAUGCUAUCCGUUGUCGCAUCUCAAAUGUGUUGUAGGUAGCCUCUCUGGUGGGGGUCUUUUUGCUUUUGUUCAGUGAAUGGACGGCAGAUAUCCAAUCUGCGAGAGAUAUUCCCGAGAGAAGUUUGUGGCUCUCUGCUCGACCUCCCUGCAAUCCGCUGCGUACGAUCCGGGUCCACUCUUGAGCACUUCCAUGAGGCCCCACUCUCUUCGUACGCGGUAGUAGACAGAAGUUAGGCCACCCUUUGUCCUCGUGCCGAAGAGCUUUUCGAAUCGGUCUUCAAUCUCGGGCCAGGUGUUGUCCCGAAUGAUGCGAGCGUACAUGAUGAAGAACUUUUGCUCCUCGCUGUAGGACGGCCGUGGUGCUCGUGGUCUCCGGUCGGUCAUGCUACUGUCUGACCAGCUUCCGGCCUGGGACCUCUGCUCUCUGCUGACAGAAGACGGCUUGUCUUUACCAUAGGCGUGGAAGGGGUCUCGAUGGAGAAUCGGGGAGUGUGCGUUGGAUCCAGUGAGGAAUAGUGGUGGUGGUGGUGAGCCGAAUGAAGUGGUUGGUGAACUCGCAUGGCUUCUGGAUGAUGUUGUGGUGGUGGUGGUGGUGGAGGUGGUGGUCGUUGUUGUGGGUUGUGGUGGAUAAUCGUAGUGGUGAUGAUGAUGCUGAUAUCCUCCGCCACUACUGCCACCGCCACUACUACUGGGAGGUCCUGCUGUGCGAGGUAAAGGUUCAGGCUCGAUCUCGUUGAGAAUGACACUCAGGGGAAUCUUUCCCGAUGAACGGUCAUGCGCUCGUCUUGUAGUCGUGUCUGCCAUGUCUGUCAUGUGGGCUGCCUUGUCUCUCUGCUGCUGCCCUUUUUCUCUUUUCGUUACUUGAUUAGACAAGUCGGGCGGUUGGCGGUAAAUCUUCGUUCCAGUUGACUACUUGUGUCGGGGUUCCAGUUUGACACCACAAAAUUGGAGCGCAAAA